Molecule: messenger RNA, 1360 nt
Organism: Microstroma glucosiphilum
Lineage: Eukaryota; Fungi; Basidiomycota; Exobasidiomycetes; Microstromatales; Microstromataceae
Exons: 3
Coding region: 116-1225 (369 amino acids)
Biological process (GO): regulation of DNA-templated transcription
Molecular function (GO): DNA-binding transcription factor activity
Source: RefSeq, a predicted model, not a curated record
GCUUCUACUCUCUCCAUGAUCCAUACUCUUCCCCUACUCAUUCAUUCCUCAGGGAGGUGUUUGCUUCGCCUUCCUCACUCACUUACCCUCAGUCAUUCAUACCUACUCUUGCACCAUGUCUCAUCAUUCAUUCGGAGGUCUGACGCUGCCUGUUGGUCAGGGUGCGCCAAUCGUCCCUCUUGGCCUGUCCUCUACGACCGCACCUCCCGUCGGCCCCCUUGCCUUCAACUCUGUCGCAGAGACCAGCGUCGGUGCUUCCACAGCUGCUCCUGUCAUCACCUCGGUUGUGCUCCACGCCUCCGAGCGCCCCCAGGCCACCCUCGCCUUCCCAGCUCAAGCCGGCCUCACCGCUCCGCCUGACGCCAUCCUGUCCCUCCCUACGAAAUUGGCCAACACAUCUAGCAACGGCCGCUCUAGCUUCAAGAGAAGUCGCUCUGGAAGCGAGAAGCGCAAGGCCCAGAAUCGCAAAUCCCAGAAGGUCUGCCGUGCGAGGAAUAAGGAGAGGAGCGCACUGAUGGUGCGGGCUCAGGAGCACCUGCAGAUCGAGAACGACCGCCUCAAGGAAGAGAAUGAGGUCCUCCUCGAGAUGCUUGCACAGGUACAAGCUGGCUAUCUUCCACCUUGCGCCAUCGUGCUCCCCGCGAAGAGGAGCCCCACUUCGUCUCCCCUCCGCAACAUCGACGGUCAGACUUCAGGGGUACUGGCACCUUCUUCUGAAUCGCGGAGUCUCGAUCCAUCCUCCGGCUCCUCUUGCGACUUCACCAGCUCUCCUUCCAUGCGCGUCUCCAGCGCGGAGCAGAUUUCAGGCAGCUUUCAGACAUCGUCCGCGGAGAUCUCAAGCUCAAGGAGCUCUGAUGGUCACGAGUCGUCGGGCGAAUCGAGCCCUCGUGAGCGCUCCCAUUUGUUCACGGACGUGAAUUGGACUCGCGGUGACAUGCUCUCGCAUCCAGAAGUCGGAGAUGCUCACCCCACAAUGCAUCAGAGCCCGUCGAACAGCCAGAGCUGGGAGCAAAGCCCUCACGGCUUCGUCGAUGCGGCUCUAGCUGCAAGAGUCCACGAGUGGUAUUCACAACAGGAACCCCGGAGCUGUGUGGGCCUUGAACAGCAACGUGUAGAGCUGAGUCAAAUCAGUCUGAGUGCCGUACUACACUUCAGUGUGCCGUGUACAUACUUUGCCUCUUUGCUUAGUCUCAAUAUCACAAUAGUACAUAUUAGCCCUAGCUGAUCCUUGUGCCUGGCUGAGGUGGUGCCCACGGCUUCCCUCUGGUCCGGUCUUAUCGCCUCCAUGGGUCUCCCUCUACGGAGUCCGGACAGCAUCUAUUGCCGUCUAUCAUUCACAGCCGCUAAAAUCUUGGCUAUU